Molecule: messenger RNA, 567 nt
Organism: Prunus persica (peach)
Lineage: Eukaryota; Viridiplantae; Streptophyta; Magnoliopsida; Rosales; Rosaceae
Exons: 5
Coding region: 1-567 (188 amino acids)
Cellular component (GO): small-subunit processome; nucleolus
Molecular function (GO): RNA binding
Source: RefSeq, a predicted model, not a curated record
AUGAAUAGAAACGUCAACGGCGUCGUCAAGUCUGUGUCUGUGUCUAAUAUCGCUUUAGGGGACAGAGAUGAUGAAGUCAUCACUAUAAUACCAGAAGAGAAAUUCUUCUCUUUCCGUAGGCCCUUCUCUAGAUCCGAUGCAGCUGAUUUGCAAGAGUCUUGGCCGCAGUUGGAAUCUGCUUUAAAAGAGUAUGGCAUUGCAUGUGCACUGGAUCAUGAUCAGUAUUUCAUUACAUCGUCAACAACCCCGACUACGGUAGGAGCUGCUGUUUCCAAGACAAGACAUCUUCAUUUACUUCUGUCAGUCAGAGUUCCUGUUCAUCGGGCAUUAAGAAUACUGGAAGGUCCAUAUGACAUCAUCCGCACUGGGCAUCAUUUUGAUGGGAUUUGCACAAAAUAUAAGAUCAAGAGGAAUGACCUGGUUGUGGUCAUAGGGGGUUCAGAUCAAGGAUUGAAGCUAGUGAGGCAGAUUGUGUCUGGCUGCAUUGUACGCACGUUGCCUCCUGGUGUCACGAGAUUGAGAGAUUAUCUUAAGGUGUUCUUGGGUGUUAAAAAGUUGAGCUUGUGA